GAGGGAAAACAGAAAACAGAGGGAAAUCAUCCCCCUACCGCCGACUGCAGGCAGAGCCGCCCCGGCUCCCAGAGCGGCCGCCAGGAGGCGCCGCUGGUACCGACCCCCCGGCCACCGCUACCUCGUCCAGGAGAGGGGGAACGGCGAACAGUUCCCCCCCCCCCAACCUCGCCUGCCGGCCGUGGCGCGCUGCGGGAGGGUGGGUCCUCCUCGCUGCAGGAAGCGGGAGGCGGUGCGGCGGAGGUUGCGUCACGGCUUCGGAACAGCCUCGGCGGGGAGAUCGAGUUCCGGCUACGUAGCCGGGGCUCUGCCCCGUCCGUCGGCGGUUCCUGGUCCCGCCAUGAGCCAGCCGGUCACCGCCGCCACCUACGUCCGCAGCCUGCGCUACGGGCUGCUGAGGCAGCUGGCCGACUUCCUCGACCCGCAGGAGGGCUGGAAGCGGCUGGCCGCGGCCAUCACCGACCCGGCCGGAGAGAGCAGAUACAGCCAGGCGCACAUCAGGAGAUUUGAAGCAUUUGCGCAAAUGGGAAAGAGUCCCACGUUUGAAUUGCUUUAUGACUGGGGAACAACAAACUGUACGGUUGGUGACCUUGUGGAUCUGCUGAUUAGGAACCAGUUUCUGGCACCAGCAAGUCUUUUGCUUCCAGAAGCUGUUGGGAUGGCACAGGAAGUUACAUUACCUCUUUCUUCACAGGAAACUUUGCCUGUACAUGAGAAACAACAGCCUAUACAGGAAAAAGAAGUGACAUCUGUAAAGCCUGUUUUGUCUCAGAAUACAGAGAAGCAACCUUCAGUCCCUCCAUGUUUAAGUCAAGAAAACAGCAGCACACAAUCUAGUAACACAGAUUUCCACAAUUUUUGCUUUCACGACUUGGAAAGUGUUACAAAUAAUUUUGAUGAACGACCAGAAUCAGCUGGAGGAAAUAAGCUGGGGGAAGGUGGCUUUGGCAUUGUGUUCAAAGGCUACAUCAAUGGCAGAAAUGUGGCUGUCAAGAAGCUUGCUGCUGUGGUUGAUGUUAGUGCACAGGAUUUGAAACAGCAAUUUGAUCAAGAAAUAGAAAUUAUGGCAAAGUGUAAACAUGAAAAUCUAGUAGAAUUGCUUGGUUUCUCAAGUGAUGGUGCUCAGCCCUGUUUGGUGUAUGAAUACAUGCCCAAUGGUUCGCUGCUUGACAGACUUGCUUGUCUGGAUGGCACUCCACCAAUUUCUUGGAAUACAAGGUGUGAAAUUGCUCAAGGUACUGCGAGUGGCAUCAACUUUUUGCAUGACAAUAAUCAUAUUCACAGAGACAUUAAAAGUGCAAAUAUCUUAUUAACUGAGACGUAUGUGCCCAAAAUUUCGGACUUUGGACUUGCAAGAGCAUCAGUAACGUUCACACGAACCAUCAUGACAGAUAGAGUUGUGGGAACAGCAGCCUAUAUGGCACCUGAAGCUCUGCGAGGAGAAAUAACUCCUAAAUCUGAUAUCUUCAGCUUUGGGGUAGUCUUACUAGAAGUAAUAACAGGUCUGCCGCCAGUAGAUGAAAACCGGGAACCACAGUUACUGUUAAGUAUCAAGGAUGAAAUUGAGGAUGAGGAGGCGACAAUAGAGGAUUAUGUCGAUGUAAAGAUGAGUGACUGGGAUGCAGCUUCAGUUCAUAAAAUGUAUUCACUUGCUGAUCAGUGUCUGAAUGAGAAAAAAAACAGGAGGCCAAAUAUUCAGAUGGUCCACCAGUAUUUACAAGAGAUAAAAACGUGACAUGCAUUUCUGAUGCACCUGUUGUCUAAAUGGAGUGCAGACCAGGAGCACGUAGAGAAUUAUAUCAGCACUUACUGUGACAUUAUCAGCCUUUCUGCUUUUCAGAACUUUCUGGUCCACAUAUAAGACAUGCAGGUGGCUUGACACCAUGCUAUUUUUUAAUUUUUUUUUUCUUUUUGUUAACUGGGCAUCUUUUCAUGCAUCUAUAGCCACAGGACCCUCAACAUGAGAAAGCUUUUUUUUCUUUUCUUUUGAUAUAAACAAACGAACUGCUUUGCUGAUACAGCCUUUACAUAGGUUUUUAAACACAUUUCUGUAUUACCAUCUCUUUGACUUCUCCUUGCCACGUAUCAAGUAUCUUUAGCAAAGCAAUGUGAGAGUAACAAGGUGGAUGUUUUUUCUGCAAUUUCUUUUCUUGAGAAGGCCUACUUGACCUUUCUUUACUGAACACAAAAACGUUUAGUAGAUGUAAAUGGCACUUAUGUUAUCUUGUUGGCAGAAGGCAAUAACAGUACCCACAUUUAAACAAACUUAGCAUUUUAGCUUGAGAGUUCAUAUUAGUGUGAACGAACUGGUAACACCCGUGAAUGUGACUAUUUUUUAGAAAGCCUUCUCAGGAUUUAUUUCAUUCAAAUAAGUGCUGCAGAACAUCUGUUAGAUUUUGAGUUUUGCAGGCAGGGCAAUUACAUCACAGUGCAAAUGCAGAAAUGUGUGGCUUUCUUCUGGUGAGCUCUGCUGGUGAACCAUUUAAUCAUUGUUCAUAGGAAGACGUACAGUUACUUCUUAUUUUAUGUGUCAGGAGAAAAGUCCAUGUGAGAUAUUGCAAAUAUUGAUGGUUUAUUUUGUUAAAGGAGUCAAUAAGUUAGGACUAAUUCUGCAUUCUCCUUAGUCAAAUCACUAAGCUCUUACUUACGUGUAUGUAUAUUAAUGAAGUAUAAAAAUACACAAACUUACUGCAGAAAGCUUUCUGUGUUUUGAGGUUUUUGUUUGGGUGGUUUUUGUUUGGGUGGCUUUAUUUAAAGAUUGACAUAUCAAAGCAGACUCAAAAUUGAAUGAAGUGAAUAAGAUUCCAGAUACUUUGGACCAGCAGACUACUGCUCACCUACUCAGUGAAAGAGGUUAUUUUCACAUAACAUAUUUUCUGGACCUCAAAUGCUGGCAGGGGGAAAAAAAAGCUGCUAGAAAUGAGAAUAAAAUCUGUUUAAGUAA
This is a messenger RNA of Phasianus colchicus (ring-necked pheasant), 2944 nucleotides long. It is a transcript of the gene IRAK4, whose product is annotated as interleukin 1 receptor associated kinase 4. Gene Ontology annotation, biological process: protein phosphorylation; signal transduction. The record is from RefSeq and is a predicted model, not a curated record. NCBI's taxonomy places the organism in Eukaryota, Metazoa, Chordata, Aves, Galliformes, Phasianidae. Gene Ontology annotation, molecular function: ATP binding; protein serine/threonine kinase activity; magnesium ion binding.